Molecule: messenger RNA, 2609 nt
Organism: Prosopis cineraria
Lineage: Eukaryota; Viridiplantae; Streptophyta; Magnoliopsida; Fabales; Fabaceae
Exons: 6
Coding region: 1379-2482 (367 amino acids)
Source: RefSeq, a predicted model, not a curated record
CAAGGAGAGCGCGUGGAUGGUUGAUCCUCCCAGGGCACAGGCGUCGCACGACCCAUGGAAAAAAGCCGAAAGAGAUACACCUCACUCGGCAUCAGUAUUGUUCUGAAGUUGAGAUCCAGUUGAUAGGGAAGCGGAGCUCCGAGCGUUCAGUUGUGGAAGAAAAUGAAGUUAGGAAGAAUGAGAGACAAAGAGAAAGGGAGAUAUGGUGGAGUUAGAAGGGGGCAAACGCUGCAACCAUUUCUUUUUUUGUGCGCAUUGGUGGCUGGUUUUGGCCUGUUGAUGCUUUCGCUUAAACCGUUGGAUCCUCCAAUUGUCGUGGAUUUCCCCAUAACGGUUGGGCUUGGAGAUUCGAAAAUCUCAAGUUUUGAUGGUGGAGCUGUGGCGGCCCUGAGCGCUUCGGGAACAAGGUAGAGAAAUCGUGCGCUACGGUAGAAGAGAUGGGACACGAUUUCAGAAGCGUUGCUUGGAAGGAAACCCUGAGAGUGAGAAGAAUUAUUGAAAAUCAUUUUCUUGUGAAUGGUACUGGGACUAGUUUUUAUCCUGUAUGCAAGAUUUGUUGGCUUUACUCGGCACUUAGAUAUCCAGGACCAUAAGCAGGAUGCAUGUGCUGCUUCUUACUUUAGGGGCGUCAAGAAUCAGGGAUCUUCCCCCAGAGCAAUUCUGUAGUCAUGGUUUUGUUCUGGGUAAGACCUCAGAGGCAGGUUUUGGGAAUGAAAUGUACAAGGUGUUAACUGCUGCAGCACUGAGUGUGAUGUUAAACCGGUCCCUUAUCAUUGGUCAAACCAGGCAUAUUGGUUCUUCCUCAAGCCUUUCUUUUUCCAAUUCAAGAACUCAACGUCGCUUUCUUGCUGACAACCUGUUUCUGAUGGACAUUUCCUUUUAGAGUUUUCAGUCACUGGCUCUUACAUCUAUUUUAACUUUUAGAAAUAUCUUGUCCCAGAAAUAUUGUGCAAUUACAAAUACAAACCUAGUUUUAUACAAUUUUGACAUUUACAUCAGUCACGCGUUUUGAUUUCUUGCUUAAAACUGACUGACAGUUCCAUUUUGAGCAUUCAUUUGCUAUGGUUCUUCUGUCUGCAUUAACUUUUUAAAGUGUUUCUGAUACCUAAAACAUUAUGCAAUUACAAUCACCAAUCUAGGGUAAUGAAGCUUUGACAUAUUGCAAGUUUUAUGGCCGCUGAAGUGUGAAAACCUAUUGCUGUCUGCCACUGAUGGGUUUGCGAAACUACUUUAAACAUGCAAAAUUUCAUGUUAUAAUCAAGUAAAAUAUUGCUAAUUAUAGCUUUUCUCCCCAUUAUCUUAUGCUAGCUCUCUUCUAUGUUUCAGUGGCAAGUAUCCUUUCGGGGAUUACAUUUCUUACCCCAACUUUACAUUUACGAUGAAAGAAAUUAAGCAUUUGUGGAGACAAAAUAGUUGUGAGAGCAAAUAUGGGAGGCAUCUUAUUAUGAGAACUGAUGAUUUUGAAAAGCCGUCUGAAACAAAUGUGCUUUGUAGCAAUUGGAAGAAAUGGAAGCAACCCAUUAUAUGGUUUCAAGGAACCACAGAUGCUGUGGCAGUACAAUUUUUCUUGAAAAGUAUUCACCAUGAGAUGAGAACUGCUGCUUCUGAUUUAUUUGGUGACCCACUAGUCCUAGGGUCACGUCCUAAUGUAUUUGGGGAGCUAAUGAGAGUUCUCAUAUCCCCUUCCAAAGAUGUCGAAGCAGCUGUCAAUUGGGUUCUCGGUGGCAGGGAAGAUCCUGACAUUUCACUGCACAUGCGAAUGCUUAUGAAUAGGUCUGUGAGAGCUGUACGAGCAGCAUUACGGUGUAUUAAAAAAGCCAUUCAAAAUCAACAUCUAAUAUCCAGGUCAAAGGUGGUUUUGGUGUCUGAUACGCCUUCUGUUGUUAAAAGUAUGAUUCGCAACAUAAGUGAAUUUGCUGAGGUUGUUCAUUUCGAAUAUGAACAUUUCAAAGGUAAUAUACAUAAAGAAUUGCUGAAAUCAGAUUUUAGAGUGAAGGAUUGGGGUUCAGCACCACGAUGGGUUGCUUUUGUGGACUUUUUUCUUGCAUCUCGUGCAAAAUAUGCUGUUGUUUCUGGAGCUCACCGUCGCGUUGGGACUACCUAUGCUCAAUUAGCUGCUGCUCUGGCUGCAACACGAAAUCUGGGGGAUAAUUCGACUGGUUCAAAUUUUGCAUUUUUCAGCAGUUUCCAGAGUAAUUUGUUAACGGCAGGUCUGAAGAAUCAGAUCGGCUGGGGUCACGUGUGGAACAGAUUUGCUGGUCCUUUGAGUUGUCGUAGCCAGGCCAAUCAGUGCGCCUUCACUCCACUUCUUCCUCCAGCUUGGUGGGAUGGCCUUUGGCAGUCUCCUAUUCCACGGGAUAUUAAUCGUCUGGCUUCUUAUGGCGUUAAACUAUCUGGCUUUGGUACUGUUAAUGACGCCUCUCUUCAAAAUUAUUGUCAUUCGAGGAAAAAUGUUGUGAGAACCGUUAAAUUCAAGUUGUAGUGUUUGGAAGUAACAUUUGAUUGUAAUCACACUUUUUUUUGUUUUUGGGCCAGAUGUAAUGAUAUGCUUUAGGAUUACCAUGCUAGUAGCAUGAUAGAAUGAAUUAGUUACUCAUCAUUUCCUUUCA